Arabidopsis thaliana (thale cress) is the source of this 1275-nucleotide messenger RNA. RefSeq names its product Late embryogenesis abundant (LEA) hydroxyproline-rich glycoprotein family. Gene Ontology annotation, cellular component: membrane. NCBI's taxonomy places the organism in Eukaryota, Viridiplantae, Streptophyta, Magnoliopsida, Brassicales, Brassicaceae. The transcript has a single exon. Gene Ontology annotation, biological process: defense response to other organism. Bases 374 to 1018 code for a protein of 214 amino acids. The record is from RefSeq and is marked reviewed.
GUUUCUAAAAACAAUUGAUGUUAGUUGAAACAUUUAAAUCUUUGACGUCGUCUUCAUCUAAAGACUCUUCUCCUUUCUUUUUUUUCACUGGACUCUUCUGCUAUAACUCGCUUUUAUAAACGAAUAAAAAUAAAAUCAAAAUUAACACACAAAAAAGAAUAAAAUAAUUAAAAGACAAAAAUCAAGCCCUCCGGAAAAGACUUAUUAAGGAUAAAAAACACCGCGUAAGACUCUAACUUAACACGAUCGUGCCACGUGUCCUCCAGAAAUCCCUCUUUUAACCGCCAAAAAAGAAACCACCCACUCUUCCAUUAACAUUAACUUUCCUCAUCUUCUUCUUCUUCUUCCUCUGAUCUAAACAACAAAACAAAAAAUGGUGGACGAAGAUCGGAUAACACUAGCUCCUACCGAGAUCUAUGGCAGGAGUGAUGAAGAACAGAGCGGACCAAGAAUCUGGCGUCGGAAAACAGAGGAACCACCAGGGAAAUGUCUAGUCUAUUCCUUAACAAUAAUCGUCAUCAUCUUCGCACUUUGUCUCAUCCUAUCUUCAAUCUUUCUCCGUAUCUCAAAACCAGAGAUCGAAACAAGAUCAAUAUCGACUCGAGAUCUACGAUCGGGAGGUAAUUCAACAAACCCUUACUUCAACGCCACGCUAGUAAGUGAUAUCUCGAUCAGAAACUCGAAUUUUGGCGCGUUUGAAUUUGAGGAUAGUACGUUACGUGUUGUUUACGCUGAUCAUGGUGUUGUGGGAGAGACCAAGAUUGAAGGGAGAAGAGUGGAAGCUCAUAAGACGGUUAGGAUAACCGGUGUUGUAGUUGAGAUCGGUUCGUUUCGGUUAUUGGAUACUAAGGAUUUGGAUAAGGAUUUGAGAUUAGGGUUUUUGGAGUUGAGAAGUGUUGCUGAGGUUAGAGGAAGGAUUAAGGUUUUGGGAAGAAAAAGAUGGAAAGUUAGUGUGAUGAGUUGUACCAUGAGACUAAAUUUAACCGGUCGGUUUAUUCAAAAUUUGUUAUGUGAAUAGUAGUGAUUGAUUGAUCGGUUUCAUGAUCCGGUUUAAGAAGAUUUAUUUGUUUGUUGUUUUUUUUUUGGGUGUUGUGUUUUUGCGGUAUUGUAAUUGCUAUGGUCUUUGUAUAUGAACGGAACAUCAAUAUUGUAGAAAAGAAAAUUAGUCACUACAAAAUUGAUUUGUAAAAUAAAUAAAUAAAUUGAUUAGUAUGAAUUUGUAGGAUCAUCAUUUGAGAAAAACGAAUGAGAAAACUAAGAAUUUUCUCAAUAAUU